AUGAAAAAACAAUUACUUGAAAAUGUCGAACUACGUUUUGCUCUUGUUGAUUCAGAUCAACAAUUAGAAAAAUUAGUAAACCUUUUUUUAACACCUGUUCUUUUAAAACUACAAAGUCCUCAUGAAGUUGUUAGAACAAAAGUUAUGAGUGUUCUUGGUCAUAUAAAUAAACGCAUCAAAUCAAAAUCAAACAUUAAACUUCCUUUAAAUACUUUGAUAAAUAUUGUUUGUACCGAAAAUGUAACAAAUUCAAAUUUCGUUAAAAAUUUUGCCAUAAUGUAUUUAGAAAUGGCAUAUGAAAGAAUUACUGAAGAGGUUUUAACAAAAUAUAAGCCAAAGGGAGCAGAAUCUCCAUCAUCUUUAGAUCCUUAUAAUUUCCAAUCAAAUUCUGACGAUGCUAAAUUUCUCUUAGACUCAUUUCUUAAUGUAUUGCUGUAUCAUCCAGAAUUACAAGCAAGGCAAAAAUCAUUGUUUCAACAAUCUCAAGAACAGAAUUCUGGACAACAAGAAGGAUCUCAGGACUCUUCUCAGCAAGCGGUGCAAAUACCAUCCGGUCUUAGUCCGGCUUCUGUGAAAUUUGUCACUAAUGAUUCAAAAGCACAAUGGGCAUUGAAAAUUGCAGAUUUAAAACUUAUAAAAAUAGGGAUUCUUCAAUUUGUGAAUUCUUAUGUGGUUUGGCCAGACUCUUUGCCGAAUGAUAUCCAUUUUUUAAGAUUUUUGGUCUUAUUGGUAGCAAGUUGUGAUUCUUCACAUGAAGUUGUUAGUGGUGGUGAAGAUGGCAGCAACUUGGGAAAGUCAACAAAUACAGAUCUUAUUCGUCAACCUGCUUCAGCAACUCUUAAAUAUAAAAUAAUGAACCAUUUAUGUAAAUCUAGCUUGGCAACAAAUACAUUUCCUGCUAUGUUACAAGUUUCAUUUGAUUGUCUUUAUGGUCCUACUACAAACUCAAAAUUACAGAAUCAAGGGAUGUAUUUUGUUCAGUGGGUUGCAAGAAUGGCUGAUGCUUCGAAAUUAAGACCAAUUGCGCUUGUGCUUUUAUCUGGUUUAUUAAAAUUUAUUAAGGAAUUAGAUGAUAAAGAAACAUUAAGAGGGUUUGCCUAUGUGGCUGUUAGUUUGCUAGCAAAAAGAGUUCCUGAACUUUUCCGUAAAGAUUUAUCAAUCCUCCAAUCAUUUUUUGCUGCAUUAUCAACUGAAAGCAAAAAUGUCAAAAUUUCUGUUCAAGAAGCUUUGUCUAAUAUGGUAGAGGCAUUUAAAGACGUAGAAACUUGGGCAGAUACUGAUUCUAUUAAAAUGAUCGAAAAGAUUUUAGAAGAAAAUGUUGAAAAGCCUGAACAUCAAGCUAGAUACUGUGCAAUUAAAUAUUCUAUAAACCUUUUUCCAUUUGAUCAUAUUUUAUCAAGAUAUUUAUGUUUACUUGCAUCUUCAGAUGAAAAGUUGGAGGUUAAAGAAAUGGCAUCAAAUGGAUUAUCAUUCCCUGAUCCAAGGUCACCUAAACUUUAUCCAAACGAGCCUGAAAAAGAAAUAAAAAUUCCUUCAUUUAACGAUUUGGUUAAUUUGAUUUAUUCAAAAUCUAAGCAAAGAUCCAUUAAUUUAAUUGAAGUUUUACAAACGACUAGAUCAUUUGGAAAAAAAUAUAUUUUAGGUUAUCGUACCGAUGUCUACAUGAAUAUCUUAAAAUUUUUGCGAAAUUUGAUAAUAGCUAGUGCUGACCCAACUUCAAUAAUUGAUGAAUUAUCAUUUGAACUUGGUGGUGGUGAAACCACAUUAAUCAAUCCAAACACUAGAAAUUUAGUAAAGGAAUGGAUAUAUCAUCAAUGGAUCAAAGAUCAGAAAUCAUCAGAAAAUAUGGACAUUGAUAAUUCACAAGCGUCUGGUAGUUUAAAUAUUUAUUUGGAAUUAGUUGAAAAAGGAUUGGAUAAUGAGGGUAUUAUAGACUCAUUGUUACAGUCUACUGCUGCAUCAUGCCUUUUGGAGCUUAUUUCACUUGGUCCAUCAUCAUUAUCUAGUUCAUAUACAUUCAUGAGUGUGAUUAAACUUGAAGUGCGUAAUGCAAUGGCUCAUGUUUUGGGUAUUGUUAGUACUAGUGAACUUGAACAAUAUCCUGAAAGAUGUCAAGCCAUUGGUGAAUUAAUUAAAGAAUUUUUAAAUACUGCAAAAGAUCAGUCGCGACAAAUAUCUAGUGAAUAUCAUCAUGGGUGUAUUAUUGCUUUAGGAUAUAUUAUUGGGCGAUUAUCUUAUCGUUAUCAAUCAAAUUUGAGUUCAAUUGUUCCACUAACUUUAAUAUUAGAAUGUUUAGAUUUUAUUUAUCAAGAUCUUGAUUCAUCCAAGCAGUUGUGGUUAGUUGGUGCAUCGUUAGCAUUAGGCGAGGCCUGUAGAUAUUUUCAUUCGACAUCUUUUGACAACAACUCCAUCAUAGAUAAAGGUAAAAGUAAGCUCGAAGAAGGUCCUGAGCGGAUUUUUGAAAAGAUUAUUGAUAAAUUGAUCAAACUUGUUAAAAAUACUAAAGAUGUAAAGUUUCAAGAAACAGCCAUUAUGGCUCUUGGAUAUAUUGUUUUUGGAAAUAAAAUUUAUACAGAAAAAGUGUUAUCACUUUAUUAUGAUUUAGCCUAUUCACUAAAUAAACAAGUUGAAGUUCAUUUUACAAUUGGUGAAUCUAUUACUUGUAUUGCAGCGGGUUGGGAAAGUAUUGCGAUGAAAAAACAUUUGGAUAUUGCUGACGUCUUGACACCAAAAAUUGUCAUUGAGCCUGAUGUCAUGCAAAAUAUAUUAAAUAAAUUAUUCAAUGAACUGCUACCUACCGGGAAAGCCUCUGUUAAGAAAGCUAUAUUUGCAUCGAAAGGUAUUGGACUUGUAUAUGAAUUAGGCGAUAAAAAAGUGAAAGAGCAGCUUGUGGAUUCACUUGUUGGAAUGUUUGGUGGCAAAAGACCUAAGGAAACAAUUGAAAAUGACACACAAUUGUUUGAUGCAAAUAUUCUCGGUCAAACACCUGACGGAUCAACAAUCACGACAUAUCAAUCAAUUCUUUCCUUAGCAUCUGAUAUGAACCAACCGGAACUAGUUUACAAAUUUAUGCAAUUGGCUAGUCAUAAUGCCAUGUGGCAAUCACGUAAAGGAGCAGCAUUUGGAUUCUCGAAUAUUAUUUCACAGGCUGAGAAAGAACUGGAACCAUACUUAAAAGAUUUAGUCCCAAAACUUUACAGAUACCAAUAUGAUCCAAAUCCUAGAGUCAAUGAAACUAUGACAAGUAUUUGGAAAGUUUUGGUUAAGGAUCCAAAAAAAGCUACAGACGAUUACUUUGAUAUAAUUAUUAAAGAUUUGUUGAAGGGCCUUGGUGAUAGAUUAUGGAGAACAAGAGAAUCUAGCGCCAAUGCUUUAACGGAUCUAUUGCAAGGUCGUCAAAUUCAACAAAUUGAACCAUAUUUAAAAGAUUUAUGGACUAUGUGUUUUAGAGCUUUAGAUGACAUCAAGGAAAGUGUAAGGAUAGCAGCAUUUAAAGCAUGUCGUUCUUUAACCAAGGUUACAGUAAAGUAUUGUGAUCCAGACAAUGUAUCAACUGCCGAAGGACAAAAAAUAAUGGAUAUCAUCAUGCCAUUCCUAUUGACAAAAGGAUUGGUGUCUGAUGCUGAAGAUGUUAGAACGUUUUCAUUAAAGACAAUAUUAAAAAUUUGUAAAACUGCAAAAACUUUAUUAAAAUCCCAUAUAACUGAAAUAGUUGAAAAUUUAUUAGAAGGAUUAUCUAGUAUGGAGCCUCAAAUUAUGAGUAUGUGGUUGUCAAUUUUUCAUAUUGAAAAAUAUGAUGUUUCACAAGAACAGCUUGAAAAUAAGAGAUUAUCUGCUACUAAGGUAUCUCCAAUGAUGGAGGGGAUUGAAUCAUGUAUAGAUUAUAUAGAUGAAAAGGUUUUAGAGACGUUAAUUCCCAAAUUAUUACAAUUGAUUAGAAAAGGCGUUGGAUUACCAACUAAGGCUGGUUGUUCAAAAUUUGUAGUUUCAAUGUGUCUAAAACAAGCACAAAUUCUCAGACAACAUGCAGACGCCAUUAUGAGAGCGUUAAGCGGCGCAAUCUUAGAUCCAUCGUCUACAGUCAGAAAAUCUUAUGCUGUGGCAGUUGGUUAUUUAGCACAUUUAACUACUGAUAAUACUUUGAUCAAAUAUAUUGAACACGUCAAAAAAUUUUAUAUUGAAAACAGUGAGGAUUCAAAUAGAUCCAUUACGGCUAUUUCAAUACUUGAAAUGUCAAGACAUGCUUCAGAUGAAUUAAAAAGAAUUUAUGUCGAAGUCUUACCUUUAACAUAUUAUGGUAUGCAUGAUUCUGAUAAUAAUAUUAAGAAAAUUUGGGUUGACAUAUGGGAAGAAAAUACAGCAGGUUCUACUGGUGCAGUUAAAUUAUAUUUAAAAGAAAUCAUUGAACUCCUAACAGUAUUACUGGAAUCACCAUCAUGGUCAACUAAAAGACAAGCUGCAUUAACUAUUGCUGAUGUAGCCAAAACCAUAGAACAAAGUUUGUUGAUAUAUAUGGAUAAAGUACUUCCAUUAUUAAUAACUGGAUUAUCGGGUAGAACUUGGGUAGGCAAAGAAGCAUUAGUUGAAGCAUUAACUACAGCUUCCGUUUCGUGUAAAGAAUAUUUUAAAAAUAAUGAAAAUCUUCCCAAGUUAAAUGAAAUUGCUAAAAACAAUAAGGAGUAUAAAAGACAUUGUAUUUCAUUAUUAGGGAAAUUUUCCUCUUGUUUUACUGAUACAAUUGAUUUAUAUCCCGAAGUUAAAGAUUUUUUGAUUGAGUUGAUGACUGGUGAAUUAGAUCCAGAUGAAAUGGAUGUGGAUGAUACAAAAGAAAAACCAUUAUUUUUUUUGAUAAAAGCAAAUUCUGCUCUAUGUAUUGGUAUGGCCUGGUCUAGCAAAAGAGAUAUCCAAGUAAAAUAUUCAAAAGAAUUAGGCACAUCAUUAGGAAACUCGUUAUUAUCAGGAAAAAACGUAUGGAACGUAAGACUUAACUUAUUAGAGUCGCUUGAAAAAUAUAUUGAUAGGCUGGAUAUUAAAUCAAUGGUAAUUGAUGAAAACGAUAAGAUUGAAAAAAUAUUGGACGAAGAGACUUUAAUUAGCAUUUUUAAAGGUUUGAAGGACAGUUUAUCAGACCUUAAAUAUGUUGCAAUACGUACAAAAAGUCUAGAGGUUUUGAAAAAAAUAUUAGAAAGAAUUAAGGAUCCUCAACCAAGUAUUUCAGAAUUAGCUAAAGAUUUAAAGAAAAUUAUUUAA
Messenger RNA from Entrophospora candida, 5250 nucleotides. The record is from the annotation of a GenBank genome assembly. NCBI's taxonomy places the organism in Eukaryota, Fungi, Glomeromycota, Glomeromycetes, Entrophosporales, Entrophosporaceae.